AUGCCGACUCUCCCAUCCUGGCUUUCCAACAAUGCCAACACUAACGGAGCUCUUGCCCUCGUUCUUACCAUCAUUGUGCGCUGGUUCAACUCUGCACAUCCAGCUCCAAAGAGCGCCAAGGAGCACUCUGCACAUCAGCCUCACAAGAGUGCCGAGGAGGACUCUGCACGUCCGCCUCCCAAGAGUGCCAAGGAGGAGUCUGCACAUCCGCCUCAAAAGAGCGCCAAGGAGGACUUGAAAGACGUUGCUCUCACCAUGCACGACAUGAGGCAGAACAAGAGCCCACCGACUUCAGAUGUCACAUUUGAAUGUUUGAGUGGAGUGAAGAAGUUCGGAGCCACGUGGACGAAAACGGGCCCGAAGUAUAGAAUGGCCGAGUCAGUCGAGCUCGGCCUGAAGGCCAAGAACAUCCCGAAAGAGGUUGUCGAUGCCAUCAAAUUUCAUCUUGUGGAAUCCUCGGAAGUUGCUUACCAAGAAUCAUCUUCUGUGGCGUCUAUUUCAGCUCAAGGAAUUGCACAGGCAAGUCUUUACAAAGUCAUCCUUAUGGCAAAGCCCUCCCACAAGGACCCGCCUGAACAACAAGUGGCAUUGUCCGUGGCGGGUGUCAGCUUCGAUGCAGCCAAGACGGUUGUCGAGUACAAGGAACACGAGGAGCCUGUUCUGAAGCCGGUGACGAUCAAGGAACCUGUAAAUGUGGCGCAGGGAGGAUUGCCAGGACUCGUCCUAGGAGGCAAGGUUGAAUAUAAGGAGCGCACGGAGUAUGUAAAGGUUGAUGUCCGCAGAUGGAAGGAGCCUGUGUGGGAUCAGCAGGUGUUCUCAGCGACGCAGAUAGAGCAACUGUUUCUUCAAAUUGAAGGGGAGUUGCAGCAGUCCAUUUUUCAGACGCUUGCCAUUCGCCCGUCUGUGCAACCUGUGCCACCCUACGCUCUACAGAGCAAGCUGUAG
Molecule: messenger RNA, 945 nt
Organism: Symbiodinium natans
Lineage: Eukaryota; Dinophyceae; Suessiales; Symbiodiniaceae
Source: the annotation of a GenBank genome assembly